AUGCCGCCAAAGAAGGCCGUCAAGGAGGAGAAGAUUAUGCUCGGGAGGCCCGGGAACAACUUGAAGAGUGGAAUUGUCGGACUCGCCAACGUCGGAAAGUCAACUCUUUUCCAGGCCAUCACAAAAUGCUCUCUCGGCAACCCGGCUAACUUCCCCUUCGCGACCAUCGACCCCGAAGAGGCACGCGUCGUUGUUCCCGACGAACGCUACGACUGGCUCUGCGACCACUACAAGCCCCGCUCACAAGUACCCGCCAACCUCACGGUCUACGACAUUGCCGGUCUGACCCGCGGCGCCUCGACCGGCGCCGGUCUCGGAAACGCGUUCCUGUCGCACAUCCGUGCCGUCGACGCCAUCUUCCAGGUGGUGCGCUGCUUCGACGACGCCGAGAUCAUCCACGUCGAGGGCGAUGUCGACCCCGUGCGUGAUCUCCAGAUCAUCAACGACGAGCUGCGGAUCAAGGAUAUCGAGUUUGUGGAGAAGAACUUGGAGGCCCUGAAGAAGCAGACGGGCCGCGGCGGCCAGAGUCUCGAGAUGAAGAAGCUCAAGGAGGAGCAGGCUAUCGUGGAGAGCGUGCUGAGCUGGUUGGUGGAUGAGAAGAAGGAUGUGAGGAAGAAGAGCUGGGGGAACAAGGAGGUCGAAAUAAUCAACCAACUCCAACUCCUCACCGCCAAACCCGUCAUCUUCCUCAUCAACCUCUCCGAAAAGGACUACAUCCGCCAAAAGAACAAGAACCUGCCCAAGAUCAAGGCCUGGAUCGACGAGCACUGCACCGGCGACGUCAUCAUCCCGCUCUCGGUCUCGUUCGAGGAGCGCCUCACGCGCAUGACCGACGACGAGGCCGCAGAGGAGUGCAAGCGCCUCGGCGUCAAGUCUGCCAUUGGCAAGAUCGUCGUCACCAUGAGGGCCGCCCUGCGGCUGGCAUCCUUCUUCACGACGGGACCCGACGAGGUCAGGCAGUGGAGUAUCAGGAAGGGGACGAAGGCGCCGCAGGCGGCGGGGGUUAUUCAUACUGACUUCGAGAAGACGUUCAUCCAGGCGGUCAUCUUCAAGUACGAUGACCUGAAGGAGCUCGGCGACGAGGCGGCCGUAAAGGCUGCUGGAAAGCUCCAGACGAAGGGGAAGGAGUACGUCAUGGAGGACGGCGACAUCGUGCUCUUCAAGGCUGGUGCUGCGAAGUCUUGA
This is a messenger RNA of Morchella importuna, 1185 nucleotides long. RefSeq lists its product as uncharacterized. Lineage: Eukaryota; Fungi; Ascomycota; Pezizomycetes; Pezizales; Morchellaceae. The record is from RefSeq and is a predicted model, not a curated record. Gene Ontology annotation, cellular component: cytoplasm. Gene Ontology annotation, molecular function: ATP hydrolysis activity; ATP binding; GTP binding. The coding region runs from base 1 to 1185 and encodes 394 amino acids. The transcript has 6 exons.